UAAGACGUUAUCUACGAUUCGUAAAGGUGACGGGAAAGGCGUCUGUGACAAUGGCGUGUAUACUACGGCUAGGUGCUGUAUUGGCAGCCAUAGUAUUGCACGUGAUUCAAGGAUGUCCGAACGGCUGGGAAUCAUUUGAUGAUUCCUGUUACUUUGUGUCAGACAUGAGAGAAGAUUGGUCAGCCGCAUCGAACACAUGCCGCCUGUACCAUGCUCAUCUUGUCGAGAUCGAAAAUGAACACGAGGAUAACUACUUGAAACAAAUCAUCACCAAAUAUCACUAUGGACAAGUACAUGAUAGAUACUUUUGGUUGGGUGGAACCGAUUCAUUUGUUGAGUCAGACUGGAAAUGGAUUGAAAGCGACAAACGUUUAACUUAUACCAACUGGCUUCCGGGCGAGCCAAAUGAUCACCAUGGCGAGGAUUGCCUAGUAGCGGAGCUGAGUGGUUCUCGCUUCUUUUGGAGAGAUCAGGAAUGCACUUCGAAAUUCAACUUUGUUUGUGAGAUCGGUGGUGAUUCUAGUGGAAGUGGAAUCGUUAUAGGAUGAAACUUGUCCACAUCACUUCAGUAAAAUCUCAUUUGUUGUAUUAAUCUGAACAGAAUAAAUUUCUCACCUGACGACG
Molecule: messenger RNA, 624 nt
Organism: Pecten maximus
Lineage: Eukaryota; Metazoa; Mollusca; Bivalvia; Pectinida; Pectinidae
Product: perlucin-like
Exons: 5
Coding region: 51-548 (165 amino acids)
Molecular function (GO): signaling receptor activity
Source: RefSeq, a predicted model, not a curated record